AUGGCUACCCCUAGUGUCCUAGCUUUUGACGCUGAGGGUCGCGCCAUUGAUUUUGAGGUCUGGCUAGACGACCUGCAGCUGUUCUUACAGUGCGACAGAGCUGACGGCCUUUCUCUAUUUGACCUCACCUUUGGCGCCUCUCCUGCUCCUGCUGCUGAUGCUGAUCCCACUGUCCGCUCUCAGUGGGCCACCCGCGAUGCUGCUGCACGUCUUGCUGUGCGUCGCCACCUCCCUACCUCUGAGCGCGCGCACUUUAGUCAGAACAAGAGUGCUCAGACCUUGUACGACACUGUAGUUGCGCGCUACUCCUCCCCUGCCACUGCUGCACUGAGCCGUCUCCUGCUUCCCUACCUCUUUCCUGACCUCUCUGCCUUUCCCACUGUCGCUGACCUCAUUACGCACCUCCGCACUAGUGACACUCGCUACCGUGCCGCCCUUCCUGCUGAGUUCUGCGCUAAGAACCCCCCCCCCAUGUACAUCACUCUCUACUACGUAGUCGCGCGCCUCCCUGACUCCCUCCGCGUAGUCAGGGACCACCUUCUCACAGUCUGUCCCACCACCCUCACCGUCGACCUCCUAGAGAAGGCCCUCCUCGCAGCGGAGAAGAGUAUAGUCGCUGUAGGUGCCUCUCGUGGUGACCCUCGCACCCCCAUCUUUGAGGGGUGCUCUCCUUCCCCCUUGCUGCCCUCUGUUGCCUCUGCUGCUGCUGCCGACCUGCUUGGUCUUGAGUCAGUCGGCGCGGCGUCUGCCCCUAGUGGGAGACGUCGCUCUAGCAAGGGCAAGGGGGGCAAGGGCGCGGGUGGAGGUGGAGGGGGCGGUGGCGGUGGCGGCGGGGGCGGCGGAGGGAGUGGGGGUGGCGGUGGGAGUAGUGGUGGUGGUGGUGGUGGUGGCAGCAGCGGCGGAGACGGUGGUGGUGGUGGCAGCGGUGGUGGAGGUGGCAGCGGCGGAGGUGGAGGCGGCGGAGGUGGAGGCGGUGGAGGCGGUGGAGGCGGCAGCGGAGGAGCCGGAGGUGGUGGAGGGAGCGGAGCUGGUCGGGGUGGUACCCAGCAGCGUAGCGGCGGUGGUGGUGGCCAGCGCUCGCAGCGGCAGCAGCAGCAGCGCUCGUGGGACAUCCCUCCGCCCCAGCAGCUUCGUGAGUGGUACGCUGGGCGUCAGAGGGGUGGGGGUACUGGUCCCUGCACCUACGUUCUUCGUUCCGGCGACCGCGCGGGUGAGCAGUGUGGGGGUGCCCACGCCACUCAGCGCUGCUUUGGCCGCCUGACGGACGCUUGGCGUCAGCAGUUCCCCGGGGCUAGUGAGAUCCCUCGUUGGGAUGAGCUUCUUAGGGCUGGUGUAGCGAUCUUUGAUCUUGAUUUUGAUGCUAUCCUUGCUGCUAUGUAUGCUGUGACUUAUAGUGAGGAGAAUGAGGGUUACCGGUGUUUCCAGCCCGACCCGGGCAUUGGUACUGCUGCGCUAGGUGCUUGUGAGGCUGCUGCUCUAGGUGCCAGUGCGUCUGCGCUCUCAGGUACUGACCGCACUACCCUUACGCCUCUUGGCCGGCCGGUUGCGGUCUCCCUUGCUGACCCUUCUGGGGGUCCUGUCCUGUCUCACUUCUCCACUGUCCUCCCGUGUCCGGCUGCCCCUUCGGGCACCCUGUCUGGUCUGUACCUUCCCUCGUUCUCUACGAACUUGGUGAGUGGUGCAGCCCUACAGGAUGCGGGGGUUCACUUGUUCACUCCUGCGAGUCAGCGGGUGACCCACUGCACGGACGCACGCACAGGCCGACACCUGGCCACCUUCUCGCGUCGGCCGGGGUCGAGUCUCUACACCCUGACCACUUCGUCUCCUCCUGUCCCUGCGUCCGGUCAGGUAGCUGCGUCAGGUCAGGUGCUUGCUGCUGCGUCCCGGUCAGGUCCUGAGUCUGCCCCCUGUUCUUGUCGCCUCCUGUCUCACGAGACUCUCCUGUGGCACCACCGUCUUGGCCACCCCUCCUUGCCCCGUCUUCGGAGCAUGGCUUCCCGUGUCCUUGUCUCUGGUCUUCCCCGGUCUCUCCCUCCUCUCCCCUCCGGGCCAGGACCUUCCUGUGUCCCCUGUGUCGAGGGUCGCCUCCGGGCUACUCCUCACUCCUCCCACUUCCCCCCGACAGAGGCUCCCCUGCAGACGCUUCACAUGGAUGUGUGGGGCCCAGCCCCCGUCCGUGGGCAGGGUCACGAGCGCUACUUCCUGUUGGUGGUUGACGACUACUCGCGUUACACCACAGUCCUCCCCUUGCGCAGCAAGGGUGCGGUCACUGAGGUGUUGAUCGACUGGAUCCGCGAGGCUCGUCUCCAGCUGAGGAAGAGCUUCGGCUCGGACUGUCCUGUUCUGCGUCUGCACUCGGACAGAGGCGGAGAGUUCUCCUCUCGCCUUCUGCGAGACUACUGUCGUGCACGGGGGAUCCGCCAGACCUUCACGCUUCCGGACUCUCCACAGCAAAAUGGGAUUGCUGAGCGCCGCAUUGGCAUGGUCAUGGAUGUCGCUCGUACGUCCAUGAUGCAUGUGGCUGCCCCCCAUUUUCUGUGGCCGUUUGCGGUGAGGUACGCGGCGCAUCAGCUCAACCUUCAACCCCGGGUCUCUAGGCCUGCGAUGUCCCCAGCCUUGCUGUGGACGGGGAAAGUUGGCGAUGCGUCUGCGUUCCGUGUCUGGGGAUCUCGGGCGUUUGUCCGCGACUUGUCUGCGGACAAGCUGUCCCCUCGUGCUGCUCCCUGUGUCUUCCUUGGCUUCCCCACUGACGCCCCAGGGUGGCAGUUUUACCUCCCCUCCUCUCGUCGUGUUCUGUCCUCCCAGGACGUCACGUUCGACGAGUCAGUCCCCUUCUACCGUCUCUUCCCCUACCGCACUCCUUCCCUCCCCCCUCCCCCGGACUUCCUUGUGCCGGUUCCCCCCCCGGUAGACCCCCUCCCCCCUCAGGUUCCUGCCCCCUCAGGUGUGUCCCAGGUAGACGCCGUUGACCCGGUCGAGGUUACUGGUGACUCUGGUGCUGCUGCGGGUGCUGAGCCUGGGGGUGCUGACUCUGGGGGUGCUGUGCGCGGGGGUGCUGAGCCUGGGGGUGCUGGGCCUGGGGGUGCUACUGCGGAGGGUGCGGAGCCUGGGGGUGCUGAGCCGGGGGGUGCUGUGCCUGGAGGUGCUGGGUCUGGGGGUGCUGGGUCGGGAGCUGCUGAGCCUGGGGGUGCUGAGCUGGGAGCUGCUGAGCCUGGGGGUGCUGCGUCUGGAGCUGCUGAGCCUGGGGUUUCUCCUGCUGCUGCGCCUCGCCGGGAGCCCCUCUCUCUACAGGAGCUGCGCGAGUGGUUCGCUCGCCGCUGGAGGCGUGCUGCUGAGUCUGGGGGUGCUGCUGGAGCUGGAGCUUCUUCGACCGUCGAGGGUGCUGGUGCUGCCGGUCCCGGAGCUGCUGGGCCUGCGGGUCCUCCUGGAGCUGGAGCUGCUGAGGGUGUUGGUGCUGAGACUACUGCUGUUGGUCCUGCCGCUGGAGGAGUGGGUGGCGCUGGUGCUGUCGCUGAGGGUGCUGGUGCUGUCCCUGCUGCGUUUGGAGCUGCCGCGAGGCCUUGGCCGUACUUCGUUCCGCUCCUGCAGCAGGUUCUUGGUCUUUCUCCUCCAGUAGAGGGUCCACCGCCUGUCCAGUCGCAGUCCCUGCUGGAGCCUUCCUCUCCACUGCCUGCUCCCUCUCCUUACACUGGUCCUACUGGAGGUCUUGCUGAGCGUCGUGAGCCUGCGUCUCGUCCCGCGUCGCCUGUUCGUGCUGCUCGCGCUAGUGGUCGCAGUUCGCGUCAGCGUCCUCCUCCUGUCCCUGGCACGCACCGGAUGUCUCUGCGUCCGUCCACUGCUCCUCUGCGUGCCCCUUUGCCUUCUCCUCCUGAGUCCUCUCUUCCUGCGCUUGCCGACCCUGCGUCGGACUCUCUUCGUGCUGCCAGUCCUACUGUCACGCGUCUGCUUGCUACUGUCGUCACUGACCCCUCUUUUGAGUCCACUGCUGCGUUUGCUCUAGUCGCUGAGCUCGUCGACUUUGCUGCUCGCUGUCGUCUCGACUACGCUGCUAGUCUUGUUGCUGAGUCUGCGUCUGUCUGUCCUCCGUCCGUCGGGGGUGAGUGUGCUCUUGGCACGGACGUCCUAGAGGACAGGCAGGAGGAGUUACAGUGUCUAGCGGGUGCUUCACCUCAUCUCGCGUCUGUACUGCUUGCCCCUGAGGGAGACCCGGAUGCACUAGACAUCCCGACUCCGCGCUCUUACGCGGAGGCCGUAGAGGGUCCCUACUCCUCUCAGUGGCAGGCAGCUAUGGAUGCAGAGAUGGCUUCCUGGAAGUCCACAGGCACCUACGUUGACGCGGUUCCCCCUCCUGGGGCGAACAUCGUCAGUGGCAUGUGGAUCUUCAGGGUGAAGCGGCCGCCGGGCUCUCCACCUGUCUUCAAGGCGCGGUACGUUGCUCGUGGCUUCAGUCAGCGGCAGGGAGUUGACUACUUUCAGACCUUCUCUCCCACCCCGAAGAUGACCACUCUUCGGGUGCUGCUACACAUAGCCGCUCAGCGCGACUACGAGCUUCACUCUCUCGACUUCAGCACUGCGUUCCUGCAGGGUAGCCUGCGCGAGGAGAUCUGGCUGCGCCGUCCACCUGGCUUCACUGGGACUUUCCCUCCUGGCACCCAGUGGAGCCUCCGACGGCCAGUCUACGGUCUCCGCCAGGCACCACGUGAGUGGCACGACACACUGAGGACUACGCUUGCGGCUCUUGGGUUUGCUCCUUCUACUGCUGACCCGUCGCUGUUUCUGCGCACCGACACUUCUCUGCCGCCGUUCUACAUCCUCGUGUACGUCGACGACUUGGUCUUUGCCACAGCGGACACUGCUGGACUCGCCUACGUGAAGUCCGAGCUUCUGAAGAGACACACGUGCACAGACCUGGGUGAACUGCGCAGCUACCUUGGCUUGCAGAUCACUCGGGACAGAGCACGCCGCACCAUUACCUUGACUCAGUCACACAUGGUGCAGCAGGUCCUUCAGCGCUUCGGCUUCACGUACUCCUCGCCUCAGGCCACUCCUCUGCCUACUCGCCACUCACUCUCAGCUCUGCCUUCGGAUGAGUCCGUAGAGUCGAGUGGUCCGUAUGCAGAGCUUGUUGGCUGCCUCAUGUACCUGAUGACCUGCACACGACCUGACCUUGCAUACCCUCUGAGCAUUCUUGCACGCUAUGUUGCUCCUGGUAGACACCGACCAGAGCACAUGGCUGCAGCGAAGAGGGUAUUGCGCUACCUGUGCAGUACGUCGGGCAUGGGGCUAGUGCUUGGAGGGCGGAGUCCAGUGGUCCUUACAGGCCACGCGGACGCUUCUUGGGCUGACGACCAGGCUACGCAGCGGUCGUCGCAGGGUUACACCUUCAGCCUUGGUUCCGGCUCUGUCUCAUGGCGGUCUACUCGCUCGUCUUCGGUUCUCGGCUCCAGUUGUGAGGCUGAGAUCUACGCCGGGGCCAUGGCUGCACAGGAGCUUCGCUGGCUCACCUACCUGCUGACUGACCUUGGAGAGCCGCCUCGUUCUCCUCCAGUGCUGUACGUAGACAACAAGGCCAUGCUGGCCUUGUGUCGAGAGCAGCGCUUGGAGCACAGAACGAAGCACAUUGCUCUCCGCUACUUCCUUGCUCGUGAGCUGCAGCAGCGUGGUCAGUUGCGACUUGCGUACGUGGCCUCUGAGGCCAACACUGCUGAUGUGUUCACCAAGGCACUUGCGCCUUGUGACCAUCAGCGCUUUUGCACCCAGCUGGGUCUUGUGCCUGUCUUGCCUCACUUGCUCUCCUCUUGA
This is a messenger RNA of Closterium sp. NIES-65, 5802 nucleotides long. The record is from the annotation of a GenBank genome assembly. NCBI's taxonomy places the organism in Eukaryota, Viridiplantae, Streptophyta, Zygnematophyceae, Desmidiales, Closteriaceae.